Pyrenophora tritici-repentis Pt-1C-BFP is the source of this 750-nucleotide messenger RNA. Its product is annotated as SPT15, TATA-box binding protein (TBP), component TFIID and TFIIIB. The record is from RefSeq and is a predicted model, not a curated record. Gene Ontology annotation, molecular function: DNA binding; RNA polymerase II general transcription initiation factor activity. Gene Ontology annotation, biological process: DNA-templated transcription initiation. Lineage: Eukaryota; Fungi; Ascomycota; Dothideomycetes; Pleosporales; Pleosporaceae.
AUGGAUCCCAACUCUCUCACCUCCCACCCGUCCACCGCCCUACAGGCCCAGACGUUCGUGGCUCCAGGCUCUCUGUCGUACCCCAAUGGCGCGAACCUAGAUCUGGCUGCCCCGGCCGCUGAGCAACCCACUCAGCACGUCGCCGACAACGCGAACGGUGUUGCGACCCCUGCGGCUACUCCCGAUACUCAGAACGGUCAAGUCCCCUCUGGUAUCGUGCCUACUCUCCAGAACAUUGUCGCCACCGUCAACCUCUCCGCUCGCCUUGACCUCAAGACUAUCGCUCUCCACGCCCGCAACGCUGAGUACAACCCCAAGCGUUUCGCUGCCGUUAUCAUGCGUAUCCGCGAGCCCAAGACGACUGCCCUGGUCUUUGCGAGUGGGAAGAUGGUUGUGACUGGUGCCAAGUCUGAGGACGAUAGCCGUCUCGCUUCCCGCAAAUAUGCGCGGAUCAUUCAGAAGCUGGGGUUCAGUGCCAAGUUCACCGACUUCAAGAUCCAGAACAUUGUCGGCUCUUGCGACAUUCGUUUCCCUAUCCGUCUCGAGGGCUUGGCUUCGCGUCAUCACACUUUCUCUUCCUACGAGCCUGAGCUGUUCCCCGGUCUCAUCUACCGCAUGAUGAAGCCUAGGAUCGUUCUGCUCAUCUUCGUCUCUGGAAAGAUCGUCCUUACCGGUGCCAAAGUCCGUGAGGAGAUCUACCAGGCCUUUGAACUCAUCUACCCGGUCUUGUCGGACUUCCGCAAGUCCUGA